CUUUCCAUAGCUCGGCGUUGCGCUGUUUGAGUGCUCCGAGUUCCCGUAGCUCCGCGUUGCGAGGAUUGAGGGUAGUGCUUCCGGGCCGCAGCCUAGGACGCCUCUACGGCCAGGAUAGCAUGGCCGUGUUCCGCUCCGGCCUCCUGGUGCUGACAACACCGCUGACCGCCCUGGUCCCACGCCUGCUUCCCAUCCUGACCUCGGCGGCCCGUCUAGUGAAUCACACCCUCUAUGUGCACCUGCAGCCGGGCAUGACCCUGGGGGGACCCACUCAGCCCCAGGCCAGCCCUUUGCAGGCCACAUUUGAGGUUCUGGAUUUCAUCACGCACCUCUACACUGGCGCCGACCUGCACAGGAACCUGGAUGUCAGAAUUCUCCUGACCAAUAUCCAAACCAAGAACACCUUUCUGCCUGUACUGUCCUCGGUCCAGAAUCUGGCCCACCCUCCAGAAGUAGUCCUAACGGACUUCCAGACCUUGGACGGAAGUCAGUACAACCCUGUUAAACAACAGCUAGAGCGUUAUGCCACCAGCUGUUACAGCUGUUGUCCACAGCUGUCUUCUGUGUUGCUGUACCCGGAUUAUGGGACCGACGAACUGUCUUCGGAGUCCCAGAAUGCAACCUCAUCCUCCACCAUAAGGCCGGCUACCGUGUUGGGCAGAUCGCCAAAGCAGCCUGUGCGUGGCUACCGCCGCGGGGCCGUGGGUGGUACCUUUGACCGCUUGCACAAUGCCCACAAAGUGUUGCUCAGUGUUGCGUGUGUGCUGGCCCAGGAGCAGCUUGUGGUGGGAGUAGCGGACAAAGAUCUGUUGAAGAGCAAAGUGCUCCCUGAGCUGCUCCAGCCUUAUGCAGAGCGUGUGGAACAUCUGAAUGAGUUCCUGGUGGACGUCAAGCCCUCCCUGACUUUUGAUAUCAACCCCCUGCUGGACCCCUAUGGGCCUGCUGGGUCCGACCCCACCUUGGAGUUCCUGGUGAUCAGCGAGGAGACCUAUCGUGGGGGGAUGGCCGUCAACCGCUUCCGCCUUGAGAACGGCAUGGAGGAGCUUACCUUAUACCAGAUACGACUGCUGAAGGACCAAAGCCACAGCGAAAGUGAAGAGGACAAGGUCAGCUCCUCCAGCUUUCGGCAGCGGAUGCUGGGAAACCUGCUUAAACCUCCUAAUCAGCCAGAGGUCCCCCGAGGUCUCUACGUGAUUGGGCUGACAGGCAUCAGUGGCUCUGGGAAAAGCUCCAUAGCUAAGCGGUUGAAGAACCUGGGAGCAUACGUCAUCGACACUGACACACUGGGCCAUCGAGCCUAUGCCCCCGGGGGGCCUGCCUACCAGCCUGUGGUAGAAGCCUUUGGACCAGAUAUUCUCCAUAAAGACAGUACCAUCAAUAGGAAGGUCCUGGGCAGCCGGGUGUUUGGGAACAAGAAGCUGCUGAAGAUCCUCACAGAUAUCGUGUGGCCAGUCAUUGCAAAGCUGGCCCGAGAGGAGAUGGAUUUGGCACUGUCUAAAGGCAAGGCUCUGUGUGUCAUUGAUGCCGCUAUGCUGCUUGAAGCCGGCUGGCAGAACAUGGUGCAUGAGGUGUGGACCAUUAUCAUCCCUGAGACUGAGGCUAUCCAGCGCAUCAUUGAGCGGGAUGGACUGAGCGAGGCGGCUGCUCACAGCCGGCUGCAGAACCAGAUGAGCGGGCAGCAGCUGGUAGAGCAGAGCCACGUGGUCCUGAGCACCAUGUGGGAACCACGUGUCACACAGCGCCAGGUGGAGAAAGCCUGGAAUCUUCUGCAGAAGCGCAUCCGUCAGGCUCACUAGACCCAGAACUGACGGUGGAUCUUCUGUGGCGCCAAGCUGGCCCCCGGAACUAACAGACCUAGUGGUGAGGAAAGGGGUCCUUGAUGUUGAGGCCCGUGUCGGGCCUCAAGAGCUUCAGGCUAAGCUGUGCAGGUCACAGAAGCCUGGAAGUCUACCUAGCGUGCUGGGAUUCGGCCAGCAAUGAGGACACAGCUAAUCGGUAGCAGUCCCCUUUAGGGUUCUGUCCACGUUUUGGUGGUGGAUGUGAUGUUUACCUAGUGUGGAUGGGUUGUAGUAAGGACUGGACCCAGUCAUCGAAUUAAAGAUGUUUCCAAGUGCUCAA
Molecule: messenger RNA, 2118 nt
Organism: Psammomys obesus (fat sand rat)
Lineage: Eukaryota; Metazoa; Chordata; Mammalia; Rodentia; Muridae
Gene: Coasy
Product: Coenzyme A synthase
Exons: 10
Coding region: 120-1796 (558 amino acids)
Biological process (GO): coenzyme A biosynthetic process
Molecular function (GO): dephospho-CoA kinase activity; pantetheine-phosphate adenylyltransferase activity; ATP binding
Source: RefSeq, a predicted model, not a curated record